AUGGCUCUGUGUCAAGCCAGACAAAUUGUAAGAUCAGAAAAACACAAAUUUCCAAAACAAUGCAUAUUAAUUGAUCCAGAGAAAAUCGUAAACCUCUCCUCGCUUCGAAAAUUCUUUCUUCAACACACAACAAUUCACAAGACCGGACAACAACUGUCGCAACACACCAUGUCUGCCAUACUUUUCACACAAGACGAACGCGAUUGUCACAGUUUGGACUCAAAACUACUUCUCAACGAUGCCACCACAUCCGCCGAUCACUACGGCCAUGAAAGUCUUAAAUUGGACAGUUCCUGUGCCGCCAUCUAUGAGGACAUCUUGGGCAACAAAAUGAAUGGCCUGCAACUGCAUAGCCUAGAUGUUGUCGACAAUGAGGACGUCGAUGCUGAUGUUGAUGCCGAUGUCGCGUCGCUGCAUCUAAACCUAAAUCACAACAAUCCGCACCACCACAAUUAUUGCGAUGGAAGUGACAGUGGCGUUGAAAUUGCCAGCAAUGUUAAUGUCACUCUGCAGAGGGCUCUGAGCAGCCAAAGCGGUGGCUAUGCCAGCAGCCAGGGUGGCCUAGAUGAACCAGUCGGUGUCAAUUUGUCUUGCAACUCGAGUAUGAUCAGCUGCAGUUCCGAUGUUUACGACAUGAAACAGGGUCAGCACGGUGUCAUGGUGGCCGCGACAACCACGACUACAACGACGAACCUAAAUGGCCGUUCCUCGUUGAACAGCUACGAGUGUUGCAGUGAGAACGGCAGUGAGAGUAGUUCGGUGGCUGGUCCCACCAGUAUGGCAGUACGCCGUGUGCCUAAUCACAAUAAUGUUAAGAAGAAAGUGGCCAUGUUUGAGCCGUCGAUGCAUGAAAGCCUUUCAAUGAAGAGUUCCGCAAAAUCUGCCACAAAAGAGGGAUCGCUAAAUUCGUCCAGUGCCAAUGCCUCGACACCGUCAAAGACACGUUCCAGUGGUUUGAAAAGAGCCGCAUCCUUGCCACGUCCUAGCCACGGUACCAGCCAGCAGAUGCGCGAGCGUUUAAACGAAAAAGUUAAUUCGAAAACAACAAAUUCCAGUUGCUUGACUCCUUAUCGGCAAUCGGCCGCGAACAGCAGCAAUGGUCAGUCACGUACUUCGACACCCUCGACAAAGCCUCAAAAACCAGAUACCUUACCCAGCCAGUUAAGUCGUACUACCUCAAUGAGCAUGCAACGAUUGAUCCAGCGUACACCCUCCUUGAGCAGGGCACGCACGCCCUGUACGCCCGAUGACGGCCGUUGGCCAGGCGUGGGUUCCACUCGCGCCAACCAGAGCAGAAGAGGUUUGUCGGUUACUCCCGAUUUGGGUUCACUAAAAAUGCGUUCCAGCAUGAUGGCCAGUAUGGAAAUAAAAUCAAGUGCCUCCAGUCCCUACAGUACUAUGCCGCGGAGGCGUAAACAAAAGUCAGUGGAAGACUUGACUGGACGUAAUUCACGAAGCAGCUCCAUAACCCGUGAAUCACGGAUGACAUCCUCGGUGAUUAUGACUUCCCGCAAGAGUCUGUCCACAACGGCCUACUCCAACAGCAGUACACCAACACAAAACAAAUCCAUGACAGCUUCCCUGACAUUGGCCAAACAGACAGCCUCCAGUUCGAAGAAACUUCCACAGCCAGUAUGCAAAACUAGAAUUUAUCACGAGACAUCUUCGCAGACUGCAUUGACCAGUUCCGAUUUGGAAAAGGCGUUUGCUGGAGUGGCAUCGACGGCCCGUCCAGUCGACAGUGUUGAACAAAAAGACGAGGGAAGUCAAGUCGAUAUAAGGGAUCAAGAAUUGGAACGUCUGCGCGAUGAGGUACGUCACUUGGCCCAACGUGAACAGGAGCUGAGUUCCAAGCUCAAACGUGAACGUGAUGAAAAACUUGCCAUGCAGAGGGAAUUGCAUCUGAACACGGAACGUGUUAUGGGCCUGUUAAAUUUGGCUCGAGUUGCUGGUAAUGGAAAAAUGUUGGAUGUCAGCACACCCACCUCCGACGAGGGUGAGAACAACCAAGACAGUUUGCUUAUGUUGGAGUCUCAAAUUCAGCUGAGUGGACACGAAUUGUUGGAACGUCAACAGGAAGUGGGCCAACUGCGCAAGCUAUGUCGUUCCCUACAGGCCGAAAUGGAACGUUCCAUUAUGCAACAAGAAUGUCUGCUCCAAGAGAAGACCGCUCUGGAACAGGAAUCCAACGAGUUGCAAGAUUUCCUCCAACAUGAAAAGGCGGCCAUGUGUGAUGCUCUCAAGGAUUUGGAAAAUGAAUACCAACAGUGUAAGCAACAGAUGGCCAGUAAAGAUGAACAGAUUAAAGUGUUGCGCGAUGAAUGCCGUCACUUGGUGAGACUUAAUGAACAAAGAAGACAAGAAAAUCGCAUGCUUCAAACUAAAUUUGCAGCCAUGGAGUCCAAGUCUAAAGAGCUGGCCAUGCAACAAAAUGCUUCCGUUUCCGGCGCCACAGCGGCUUUAUCUGGCCUACAUGCCCGUCUCGAUAAUUUGGUCGAACAAUUAGUAUUUUCAUAUAAUAUAUCCGAACAGGAUUUGGAGGAUAUUGGUUUCCAGGCUGAUGCCUCAACGAAUGUUAAUGCCAGCGGUGAACCAUCCCUAGAUUUGGAAACGAGUUCAUUGAAACUGACGCUCAACGGCCAUGAUGUCAUCCAACAUCCACAAACAUUACAAUUUGCACAAACAUCCAAUACACAAUUCCAAUUGAAUUCGGCCAGUGAUGGCUCAUUGUCGCCACAAAGGAAUCAGUCGUUCAUUGCGGCUGUCAUCAGUGCCAUACGAAAUGCCACAACGCAUUCGGGUAAACGUCUAUUGGUUAGACAGAAUAAACGUCACAGUAGUAGCAACGGAUCACAGCAUCACAAUAUCAAUGGUCAUAACAAUAACAACAACAGUAGUAGUCAACAAUCACAGCAGCAUCAGGCACAUGGCGAUCACAAUGGUGAUGAUUCAGAUUCCACAGAAAUGCUGGAUUCCGAAACUGAACCCUGCCUAAUGAUGGACAAUGUCCUGGAGGAUGUCAAUAUGCCCGAUUCACAUUCACACAAUAUGGUUUCCUCGUGCACGGGUAUGAUAUCACAAAUCGAUAUACCCUCGGAAUUGAUGAACAUCAGCACCACUGGUGACGAUUCGUUGCACAAUCUGUCACAGGCCAUUGUCAAUCGUCAGAACAUGGAGUCACAAGUUAGUGCUCUGAAUAGUAAUAAAAUGAAUUUGCAAUUGAAUGAUAACAGUUGCACCGAAGAACUUAGUUGCCAUGAUUCCGUUGCCGAAAUGCCUUCAUUAGUUGAGUAUUCAGCUACCCAGGCUGUGGUCGAUCAAGUUAUUGAAGUUGAUAAUUUAAUAACGAAGCUGUUAAAGGUCCUACGGCUCAUACAAUUGGAUAAUGAUAAUUGUAUACAGCAAUUGAUUGUGGAUAAAAAUAAACUACAACAAAGCAAAGAAGAUAUGCUCGAGAAAAUCAAAGAUCUGCAAGAUGUCAAUGUGAAACUGCAAGAUGAGCUAAUGGAUGCCACCCAGGAACUGAUGUUGAAAAAUAAUGAUUUAUCCAAUACCAAAGCUGAAAUUCAACGUCACCGUAAUGAAAUCGAUCGCCUAACCGAGGAUAUUUGCAAUCUGAGUACGCUGUGCAUUAAUUAUCGCAAAUUAUCGCCAAGCACUGAAAUGCCACCGUUUCCUGGUUUGAAUUUAAAUCUGAGCAGUGAAAUUGUCGAUAAUCAGGACGACAUCGGUGGCAUUUUGAAUUUAUUGAAAAUGUGGCAAUCCGAUGGCCAGCUAAAGGAUAAUCGUGUUCAGCAAUUUAUGCGAAAUAUUUUACAAAUAAAUCUAACAAAUCAAAAUGACAACACUAAUAGCAGUAACAAUGACAGCUUAAAUGAACGUUUACGAAUCUAUGCCAAUCAGCUGGAAAACAUUUCCAAACUUUUGGAGACAAGUUCACCACAAUUGAUUAGUGAUAAUCCAGAGCUACAACAGUUGCUUAAAGAUCUGGAAACAGUGAAAAUCAAUGCCAAUUGGAGUCAACUGGUGACAGAUUGCAAUACACAUCUGCAGCCGAAGCACGAUCGUCAAAAUCCGCAGCCAACGUCACAACAUUGUGAAGAUAUAAAUGCCAAUUAA
Molecule: messenger RNA, 4119 nt
Organism: Musca vetustissima
Lineage: Eukaryota; Metazoa; Arthropoda; Insecta; Diptera; Muscidae
Gene: corn
Product: putative leucine-rich repeat-containing protein DDB_G0290503
Exons: 9
Coding region: 1-4119 (1372 amino acids)
Source: RefSeq, a predicted model, not a curated record